CUUUAUCCUAAACCCAACUGUCUCUCACUCUUAUCUCUCUUUCGAAAAUGGAGUCUCAACAAUCGAAUCUCGAAACACCUCUCAAAACUCAACCCGACCACCAUGAAGUCACCGUUUCGAACUCUGAAUCGCCGCUUCGACCGCUCGCUGAAACAGUCAAAAAUCAAGAAUCUCCUCCACGAGCCUCCAUUAACGAUUCUAUGAAGAAAAUCGUGACACCGGAUCGUCUCAGAGUCCCUGUAGCUUUCAAGCACCCAGAGAGGUACAGAAGUCCAACAGACGCAAUGAUGUCUCCAGUUACUCAAGGCCUUCUCGCAAGAAGCAGAAAGCCAUCCGGUUCUCUUAUUCCACCCAGCUUCAACCUAUCCAAGGCUUAAUUUUUCAAUCAUAUACCAAAUUGAAAACCGGUUUUAGCCGGUUGCUGAAGACAUUGUGAAUUUGUAGCUUGAAGGUUUUGUUGGUUGAUGUACGUUUUGCGUUACUGUA
This is a messenger RNA of Raphanus sativus (radish), 486 nucleotides long. RefSeq lists its product as uncharacterized. The transcript has 2 exons. The record is from RefSeq and is a predicted model, not a curated record. Bases 48 to 377 code for a protein of 109 amino acids. Lineage: Eukaryota; Viridiplantae; Streptophyta; Magnoliopsida; Brassicales; Brassicaceae.